AUGGAGGGCGACAGGCCGCACAUCGCGGAGGUCAUCCCCAAGGCCGGGCUCGUGUACAGCGAGAAGGGCCAACUCGGCGAGACCCUGUCCAAGCCCAAGAUCAUGCCCCUGAAGUCGAUAUCCCUCGAGCGAAUCGAGGCGAUGGAACGCGAGGCGAAGCAGCUCGCCGAGACGAUGGCGCAGCGCGAAAAGGAGGAGAAGGAGAAGGAGGAGAAGGCGCGAAAGGAAACGCGGGGGCUCGAAUGA
Molecule: messenger RNA, 246 nt
Organism: Micromonas commoda
Lineage: Eukaryota; Viridiplantae; Chlorophyta; Mamiellophyceae; Mamiellales; Mamiellaceae
Exons: 1
Coding region: 1-246 (81 amino acids)
Biological process (GO): receptor localization to non-motile cilium; cilium assembly
Cellular component (GO): BBSome
Source: RefSeq, a predicted model, not a curated record